ACGAAAAACUUCAUUCUAUCUUUAGAGAAUCGUCUGCAAUUAUUAAUUUUUGCUGACAAAGCGCAGUGUUUCAUGACAUUGCUGUCAUAAUAGCUGUAGUUUAGAAAUGAGUAAAAACCAGCAUUUUAAUGACUAUUUGAUCGGUUAUGUAACGUGGAUUAUGUCUAAUUUAUCAAAUAAUCAAUCUACCGUGGCUCAGUGUCAAAGAAACUCAAUACAGGCAAACAUCAUAAGAAAAAAAUUCAUCCCACCGAAGUUUGAAUGGUUGUUUCGUCUUCCUCAGCCAGCUCACAUUUUGACACUGGUGACAUCUUUGUACUUAGCAUUUCUUUUUUUCCCAAGAGAAAACAGACUUGGUCCAGAACAACCUUCCACAUUUACAAGCCUCUUGUAUGUAGCGUGUUUCGCAACGCAUUUCGGCACUCAGUUUUGGAUGACUUUCGCUUCAGGCCUGGUGCUUUUUUUCUCUCUUCCCCGCCAUAUCUUUGGAAAGGUGCAGAAAUGUUUGUUUCCCAAGUACUUCAUGGUGAAUUCAUUGCUGUCAGCAAUCACUUUGGCACUCUUCAUAUGUCAUCACCCGACUACCGCUCAAGGGGAACUCAAAGUACAAAUGUGGACCUUGCUAGUGUGUUUUUUAAGUGAAUUCUGUGCAAGGAUGUACAUUGUCCCAGGAUUGCUGGAUGCCCUGGAUGAAAGAAUGACAAUUGAAGAAAAUGCUGGAGUUGGCAUGGAAAUUGGCUGCCACAAACCUGGACCGUUGGCAUACUGUCCACACUAUACCAUGAUUAAUAAACGCUUCCGAUGGUACCAUGGCCUCUGCGCAUGCGCAAACAUCCUCUCAAUGGCAUGCAGCACACUACACCUGUACUUUCUUUCCACAAGGCUACGAUCUGCUCUAACUUAAAUUAGAAUAAAGUCUCAAUUUAAAUUAUUUUAUCAUUCAUCUCAUUUCACGAACUCUAACUGUCAUUUCACUGCUAACUGAUAACAAAGGACUGAUAAAUCUCGCCAAGUGGCGACUUUGUGUGAGUGUGUAACUUAUGCACACUGGUUACUUGUCAACUUUGCUGAACUAGCCGUUUUGAUUUAAAAUAUGUAACAGAUAGAAUUACGCAUUGUGAUAAACUUUUGUAGUUGUAAAUAAAUAAAAGUACUUUUUAUUUUA
Molecule: messenger RNA, 1165 nt
Organism: Parasteatoda tepidariorum (common house spider)
Lineage: Eukaryota; Metazoa; Arthropoda; Arachnida; Araneae; Theridiidae
Product: transmembrane protein 205
Source: RefSeq, a predicted model, not a curated record